Molecule: messenger RNA, 3097 nt
Organism: Tupaia belangeri chinensis (Chinese tree shrew)
Lineage: Eukaryota; Metazoa; Chordata; Mammalia; Scandentia; Tupaiidae
Gene: CNKSR3
Product: CNKSR family member 3
Exons: 13
Coding region: 243-1910 (555 amino acids)
Biological process (GO): regulation of signal transduction
Cellular component (GO): cytoplasm; membrane
Molecular function (GO): protein binding
Source: RefSeq, a predicted model, not a curated record
GGACGGUGGCAGCUGGCGGAGAAGUCGCACAGCUGUCCCGUGUGCGGGCGAGAGGGUCGUGCUACCCUCGCUGAAUUGUGCUGAGAUGACCCGCUGACCGCGGCCAUGCAGCCUUGACGGGGUCGCUCAGGCGCGCCGGGGACGAGUCACGGGGCUCGCCCUCUCCGGAAGGGGCACUGGGGCUCAGGCAGCGGCACGUAACCUCUGCCUCUCCAGGCCAGCGGGGAGCGAAGCUAUUUGCCAUGGAACCCGUGACCAAGUGGAGCCCCAAACAAGUGGUGGACUGGACUAGAGGUUUGGAUGACUGCCUGCAGCAGUACGUCUACAAGUUCGAGCGGGAGAAGAUCAAUGGAGAGCAGCUGCUGCAGAUCUCCCACCAGGACCUGGAGGAGCUGGGGGUCACUCGAAUCGGACACCAGGAACUUGUGUUGGAGGCUGUUGACCUUCUCUGUGCACUGAAUUAUGGUCUUGAAACGGAUAACAUGAAGAACUUGGUUCUGAAAUUGCGAGCGUCUUCCCACAAUUUACAGAACUACAUCGGUAGCCGGCGGAAAAGUCCAGCGUAUGAUGGGAGCACCUCCCGCAAGCCUCACAAUGAGUUCCUGACUUCUGUGGUGGAGCUCAUUGGUGCUGCCAAGGCCUUGCUGGCUUGGCUGGACCGAGCUCCAUUUACUGGCAUCACUGAUUUCUCAGUGAUAAAGAAUAAAAUCAUUCAGCUUUGCUUGGACCUGACCACUACAGUCCAGAAGGAUUGCCUUGUAGCAGAAAUGGAGGAUAAAGUGUUAACUGUAGUCAAGGUUUUGAAUGGCAUCUGUGACAAAACAAUCCGAUCGACCUCGGAUCCUGUUAUGAGCCAGUGCGCGUGCCUGGAGGAAGUUCACUUACCCAAUGUUAAACCUGGGGAAGGUCUGGGCAUGUACAUCAAAUCAACCUAUGAUGGAUUGCACGUGAUUACUGGAACCACAGAAAAUUCUCCUGCAGACAAAUCUCAGAAGAUUCAUGCUGGGGAUGAAGUCAUUCAAGUUAAUCGGCAAACAGUGGUGGGGUGGCAGCUGAAAAAUCUGGUGAGAAAAUUGAGAGAGAAUCCCACAGGAGUUGUGCUACUGCUGAAGAAACGCCCCACGGGUUCUUUCAACUUUACUCCUGCUCCCCUGAAAAACCUACGGUGGAAGCCGCCUCUUGUGCAGACCUCACCUCCUCCCACGACCACUCAGUCUCCUGAAAGCACCAUGGAUACCUCGCUGAAGAAGGAGAAGCCAGCCAUCCUGGACCUGUACAUUCCUCCUCCGCCGGCUGUUCCCUACUCUCCCCGGGAUGAGAAUGGGAGUUUCGUUUAUGGAGGAUUCAGUAAGUGUAAACAACCACUGCCUGGUGCUAAGGGUUCAGAGUCCCCAAACUCCUUCCUGGACCAGGAGAGCCGAAGGCGAAGAUCUACCAUGGUUGAUUCUUAUCAAUUGCCUGGGUAUUCGGUGGAAACCAGUGUUCUGCCCACAAAAAUGAGAGAGAAAACACCAUCGUAUGGCAAACCCAGGCCUUUGUCCAUGCCUGCUGAUGGGAACUGGAUGGGGAUCGUGGACCCUUUUGCCAGACCUCGAGGUCAUGGGAGGAAAGGGGAAGACGCCCUUUGCCGGUAUUUCAGUAAUGAACGGAUCCCUCCCAUCAUUGAAGAGAGCCCCUCUCCCCAGUACCGGUUCUCCAGACCCACCACUGAGCGGCACUUGGUCCGAGGUGCAGACUACAUCCGGGGGAGCAGGUGCUACAUCAACUCGGAUCUCCACAGCAGUGCCACGAUUCCAUUCCAGGAGGAAGGGACCAAAAAGAAAUCUGUCUCGUCAACCACGAAGGCCUCCUCCACAGAGCCCUCCCUCCUGGUCAGCUGGUUUACCCGCCUGAAACUUUUGACUCACUGAGAGCGCCUCCAUCCCCUGCCCGCUCCUCCCGCCAAGUGCCUUCCUCCUCCUUCAGUGGACAUCGCUCCGAUUUCACCCACAGUGUUAUGUGGUGACCUUAGGUCACGUUUUUCUUUUCUCUUUUUCUUUCUUGGAAAGUUGUAUGCUACCCCUCUUGGAAUCCUGAAGUAAGUGGAUGGAACAACUCUGGAGCAUCCUAGAUGCUGGCUCAUGGAGAGAGGGGUAGGCCAUGGGUAUCUGAUUGUCUUCCUCUCCAGUCAGAACAUGGAGACCUGCUCUGUCAGUAAGAGUCCUGGCCAGAAUGCGGUCAUUAUGAGGAACUGGCGGCAUUGUUUGCCUUUUUCGUCUUUGAAAGGGGGGACUAAAAUCAGGGGCUGUUGUCAUGCAGGUGUGUUGGUUGGUGGUGCAACUUCCUUACCUGAAAAAGCCAGUGGAGAAAACAUUUUUGUUUGAUUUUUAAAGCUACCAUAUUUGUCAGUGUAGCAGCUUUGACUUUGAAAUAGCACGUGACAAGUGUCCAAAGCUCUCAAGUGUAAGUCUGUUACACUUGGUGAAUCCCCACUUUCAUAACAAUCUCACUAUAGGUCAGUUAACACAGAAGUACAUGAACACCUUUUUGAUAGGGCUUAUUACAAACAAAGUUUAUGGUUAUUUGUGAGGGGUGUUGUCAUAUAUUGUUGUCUAUAAGGGAAGGAAGCUGUAAGAUUUGCUCAAAGCCAAAGUAUCAUUCCGAAAAGUGAAGCAACAAUUUAGGUUUAUGAGAUACAUCAAUUUGCAUUUUUACUGUUCAAUGUCUAUCUUCCAGAAAAGAAUGUGUACUUCUUCAAAACUGUGCAUAUUUUGCUAAUUAGAAAUAUCUUGAGACACCUCAUGGUCACUCAUUUUCAACUAGCAUCAGGUAUUUUGAAAAAGUGUGUCUGGAUAGUGACUCUUGUUUAAACUGAAUGUAUGAUAUUUUGUUAGUUUGGAAAAAUACUAUCUUGUUAAUUUAAGUGUUUUAAAUAUAGUUGUAUAUUUUUCUUACUCUUAGUAAUAUGUAAUUGAAAUAUUUCUGUUCUGGGUCAUACAGAAAACUGAUGACUGAGAGCAUUUGAGGUGUUUUCAAAUUCAUGAAUGACCACCAUGGCUGUUGACAUGGCUGUUUGGUGAGCACUGUUGUUGAAAAAUAAAAUAAACCCUCUCAGGCA